Auanema sp. JU1783 is the source of this 336-nucleotide messenger RNA. NCBI's taxonomy places the organism in Eukaryota, Metazoa, Nematoda, Chromadorea, Rhabditida, Rhabditidae. The record is from the annotation of a GenBank genome assembly.
AUGUCCAAUGCGCCAGCUGAUCCUCAUCAUUUCUCAUUUUCCAAUCAUAAGCCGAUGGCUUCCGAGGAUGACUCUUCAUACCCAGGAGCCUUUUUCAUUCAAUCAUCAUCAGCAUUGGACUCCGCGUUAUUCUUUGUACUUGCAGCAUUUAUUUUGAAUGUUAUUGUUGUUAUUCUUGCCUUUUGCUAUUUCGAUCCUUCACCAUACCAAACGCCUUUAGUUUCACGAACAUAUCAUACACUACGUCGUUUGAGUCGACCCCGAGAUAACAACGUUCGAAUGACCAUCAAAUCACCGGAUGGAAGCCCAACUCCUUCAACAGUUUUAUUUGUUUGA